Messenger RNA from Ruditapes philippinarum (Manila clam), 1490 nucleotides. RefSeq lists its product as uncharacterized. Lineage: Eukaryota; Metazoa; Mollusca; Bivalvia; Venerida; Veneridae. Bases 492 to 1181 code for a protein of 229 amino acids. The transcript is spliced from 2 exons. The record is from RefSeq and is a predicted model, not a curated record.
UGCGAAUUAGGGGGUGGUCUCAAAAUUUACUUUAUCUGUCAAAUCGCUGUCAUAAGUGGAUUAAAAGUACAUUUUGAUGACAAUAUCCCAGUUUUAAUGUUAUAAUAUUAUAUAUGAUAUCUUUUUAUAAUUGUAACUCAGUAAUAUUGAUACUUUAAAGAUCCCAUCAUUAUUAACUCUUCUUUUAACUAUAUAUUUAGCUCCAUGAUUGUAGUUAUCAUUCCUUUUCUAAUGUGAUAUUAAAAAUAAAUUAUAAAAUUAAUUAUUUACAAGUAAAUGAAUAAAUAAAUAAAAAAAAUAUUUUUAAAUAAAUAAAGUUAUUACAAGUAAAUGAAUAAAUAGCUGGUCAACAACUUAUGACACAAGUGCUACAUGUAAUAGUUGGUCCAUAAUUAUAGUAAAUUAUUUUAAAAAAGCUAUGAUUAUACUACCAAUAGUUUUAUAACAUAAAUUUUUAUUUAUUUUUUUUAUUUCAUUUUAGAAAUCCAAUAAUGGGUAAACCCCGUAAGAAGAUAACAUCAACUGAAAGUCCAUGUGUCAAAAGAGCCAGAGGUAUAAAGAAGAAAUACUUUUCACCUGGAAAACCUUCAAGGGCACGAAGGGCAUUACUCACAAUUGAAACGGAAAAGGUAUCAACAACUGAACCAGGGCCAUCAACAAGUUCCAUUAUCCAUGACAGUAACCAGGCAAUUAUAACUUUAGAACAUUCUGUCAUUAAAGGAUACCAUGCUUUUAAGAUAAGGCCUCCUCUCACUGAACCACAGACUAGAUUAAUUGUUGACAGGGAAUACACUAAUAUUUCAGACAUAGAUGCCUGUCUAGUGUGGAUGCCAGAAUUAACAUCAUUUGACAAACAUUUAUACAAUUUGGUUACAGAUAAACAAAGAAACUUGAUGUUGUCCGAUAUUGCAGGACUACCUAUUGGCCAUGUACCAAAGAUUUUAGCAAGUUGCUUUCGCAAUGUGCUUGACAGUGGUGGAAAAAUCUUUGCCACUGCAACAGGUGAACCAGUUCCAAGUUUUCCACCUUGGCCAGCUUCAAAUGAAAAAGGUGGCGGCGUUGUUAUACCUUGUUUUUAUACUCUUAUUGUUAAUAAUUUGGAUGAAACUGUUCAUAUGUUAUCUGACACACUUUCCAAUAUGUCAGAAGGAAGUGUCAUGGACAUAAAAGUCCAGAACUGAUAAUUAUACUAAUGUGAUAUGAUUCUAUUUGAUUUCUCUGUGAUUUGUUUUAAGUGAAAAUGCCAAUCAUUGAUCUGAAUAAACAUUGUUGUAAAAUGAUAUUAUGUGUCAUAUAAUACAUAUCUGUUUACAUGUAGAAAAGUUUGAAAGAUUACCACCAAAUGUAAUAUUUUUCAUUCCAAUAACUCCAGAACAUGUUCCUGUGACAUGUACUUUAUAAAUACUAAAUUUAGAACGUUUUGAGAUGUCCCCUCAUUGACCUUCACCUACCUAUCCCAUACUCCCCAAAGCUAUCCGGUACUAACUGAA